AAACUCAGCCUACAUGUUCCACCGUCCCAUGUAAAAAGGUCAACCCCUUUCACAAUAACUAGUCGUGGUUCCUCGCGAGACGCUCCCUUUUAUUGUACAAGCCAUCAAUCAGUAAGAUGAGACGUGCAGAUAAACAGCAUGACGAACGCCAGCAGCAGAACCCCACGAAACAAAGACACUGCGAGUGAAACACGUCACUGCAUUUCCAAGAUAUCAACAUGUAGCGUCGUAAAAUCAUCCACAAAAACUGACGUUCGAUAUUCCCUCCAAGAAAAAAGCCUCGGCAUCUCUCGGGUCAACACCGCGCGGAGGCGAUCUACCAUCUAUCCAUCCAUCCAUGAACUACUCCAACAAGAAAACACCCCAUCCCAUCCCCUAACUCCAUUCCAACCUUCCAACCCCCAAACAACCCCAUCCUCCAAACCUAUCCCCAAACCCGCCCAAAAUGACCAUCGACGUCAUCGCCCUCCUAACCCCCAACCCCGGAAAAGCAGACAGAGUCGAGGAACUACUCACCAGCGCCGCCGCGUCCGUAAAAGCAAACGAACCAGGCACGCUGAAGUACCACCUCCAGCGCGAAACGAAGGGCGAGGCGCCGAGGUUCUUUGUGCUGGAAACGUAUGAGGAUAAAGCCGCGCUCGCGACGCACGCGAAGACGGAGUACUUCGCUGCGCUGGGCAAGGCGAUCAGGGAGGAGGAACUGCUGGUGAAGCCUAUGGAGGUUUUUGUUACGCGGGGGGUGGGGGGGUUUGAGAGUAAGCUGUAAGCUUUAGAGUAGGUUGGCUUGCGGGACUGGGUAACGUGGAGUGUGUGUGUUUGGUGGAAUUGUUCUAUGGAAAAGUGUGGUGGAGUUGGGAAUUCAGGCUUUGGGUUGGAAGUAUUGAGUGCUGCUAUGUGCCAUGCCACGCCAAAAGAGCAUCACUGCCUGCCAUGCCAUGCCAUGUGUUCAUUUUGUGACCAUCUGCUGCGCCGUGUUUGGGACUGUAUAUC
Dothidotthia symphoricarpi CBS 119687 is the source of this 990-nucleotide messenger RNA. RefSeq lists its product as uncharacterized. The transcript has 3 exons. Bases 446 to 766 code for a protein of 106 amino acids. Lineage: Eukaryota; Fungi; Ascomycota; Dothideomycetes; Pleosporales; Dothidotthiaceae. The record is from RefSeq and is a predicted model, not a curated record.